UUGAUCUCCAAAGAACUAUGGAGAAACGUAGAAAAUUUUUCAUCGUGAAAACAUCUGCUUGUGAAUUACGUGCACUAAACUAUAAUAAUGUAAGUAAAAAUGAUAAAAUUGAAGAAUCUGCAGAAGGAGGGCAAGCAAUUACUAAGAAAAUGUCAGAGUCAACAAGUUCAUCAAGAUCUAGAAUUAAGAAUCUUAAGGUGAAAAAAUUGCGAACCUGUGAACUUUGCCAGAAAACGUUUACCAGACCUUAUAGUCUAAAAGUUCACAUGCGAAUCCAUACGGAUGAAAGACCAUACUCUUGUGAAUUUUGUCCUCAGACAUUUACUCAAUCUGGCGCGAUAACUAAACAUUUAAGAACCCAUACAGGAGAAAGACCAUAUGCUUGUGAAUUGUGUUCACUCACAUUCUCUCGUGCGGAACUUAAAAGUAGACAUUUGAGAAACCACACUGGUGAGAAACCAUAUUCAUGUGAAAUUUGUUCUCGAGCAUUUUCUCAUUCUGACCAUUUAGAUAGACAUAUGAAAAUCCAUAAUGCUGGCAAUAAAGAGUACACCUGUGAAUUUUGCCCACAGAAAUUUUCUCGAUUGAUGCAGCAAAGACAACACUUGAGAACACAUACCUUAUUCUUAGAAAUAGACUCGAACCAAAAUAUGGAAAAACAUCCCGAACUAUUCAUUGAAGAGAAACCCUCUUGUGGAUCAAGUAGCCAAGAUUGCUGCACUCAAGAACCAGAAGAUACAAAAUCAAAUGAGGAUCUCCCCAUAGUUGAAGCACCUGAAAAAAUAUCUACAAUAUCUCCAGAAUUGGUUGAUCCUUAUACAGAAUUGAAAAAGAAAAGAGUAAUUCCUUGCGAGAUUUGCGGAAAGAUGUUUUCAACCUCUACUUGCCUGAAAACUCAUAUGAGAAUCCACAGUGCUGAAAAGUCAUAUACUUGUCAACAUUGCCCUAAGGUUUUCGCCACGGAAUGGAACUUGAAGAUACAUUCAAGGGUUCACUCUGGUGAAAAGCCAUUUGCUUGUGAGUAUUGUUCAAAGACUUUUUCUCAGUCGUCAACUUUGAAACAGCACGUAAGGUGUCAUACUGGCGAAAAGCCAUAUUCUUGUCAACUUUGUUCAAAGUCUUUUGCGCAAUCUUCGGUUUGGAGGAGGCAUUUGCAGAUUCAUACUGGCGAGAAACCAUAUUGGUGCAAGUUCUGUUCGACUGCGUUUGCUGAUUGGACGUCUCUGCACAAUCAUUUAAAACGCCACACGGGCGACAAGCCAUACUGUUGCGAAAUUUGCUCAAGGAGCUUUACUCGUUUUGAUGCAAUGAAAAGACACGUGUCGUUUCCCUUCGUGGUGUCUCAACUCUUCACGCUAAUGAAAAUAUGCACUGUAUCUGCGGACAAGAAGAAACAGUCUUAA
This is a messenger RNA of Uloborus diversus, 1403 nucleotides long. RefSeq names its product zinc finger protein 271-like. Gene Ontology annotation, molecular function: DNA-binding transcription factor activity; RNA polymerase II cis-regulatory region sequence-specific DNA binding. The transcript has 3 exons. NCBI's taxonomy places the organism in Eukaryota, Metazoa, Arthropoda, Arachnida, Araneae, Uloboridae. Bases 18 to 1403 code for a protein of 461 amino acids. Gene Ontology annotation, biological process: regulation of transcription by RNA polymerase II. The record is from RefSeq and is a predicted model, not a curated record.